CCUAAUUGCAUCGUUUUCAUUCAUUUGAAAGGAAAGAUGGGUUAUAGAAUGGUAGUUAUGUACAUGGAGAUUGGCUGCUUCGUGGUGUGCGUUUCCGGUUGGAUUUUGGUGUGCUCCACUAUGCCUACGGAGAUCUGGACCUGGUCUGAGGUGGGAAGCAUAGUCCUGACCACCUCCAACUACUUCUCCAACUUGUGGAAGGAUUGCGUGUCCGAUUCUACCGGCGUGUCCGACUGCAAGGGGAUCCCGUCCUUGCUUGCACUCAAUUGGGACAUCCAUAUGUGCCGCGCCCUCAUCAUCACUGCUAUCAUUCUGGCUUUCUUCGGUUCCAUUCUGGUCAUGGUGGGAAUGAAGUGUACUAAAAUUGGCGGCUCAGAGCUGGCCAAAGCAAGAGUGACUUUUGCCGGGGGGAUGAAUUACCUCUUUGCCGGGUUGUGCUCUAUGACUGCUUUCUCUUAUUACGGCAACAAAAUAAGAGCAGAAUUCCAGGACCCCAAUUACAAAGAACAAAAGUUUGAAAUCGGUGUUGGCGUGUUUAUCGGCUGGGGAGGCUCCACGUUACUGGUGGUCGGAGGUUUAAUUUAUAGUAUCUUUGCAGGGAGGGAAGGCUGCCAAUCAAGUUACGAAAGAGACCCUGCCUACAUAUUCCCUGAUCCCUACAUAGCCGUGCCUACGAAGAAAGCGGCGCUCACAAACACGAGCGGGAGUAAGAAAGCACCAAGCAGUCGUGCUAGUAGGAGUAUCAGUAGGAGUAGUCAAAGUCGGAGUGGAGCCAGCAGCAGCAGCAGUAGUAGUAGUAGUGGUCUCUCUGGAGUGACCAGCAGCACUGGCACAUCUCCAUCAAAUGCAUACGUUUGA
Messenger RNA from Nerophis lumbriciformis (worm pipefish), 858 nucleotides. The record is from RefSeq and is a predicted model, not a curated record. Lineage: Eukaryota; Metazoa; Chordata; Actinopteri; Syngnathiformes; Syngnathidae.